Williopsis jadinii is the source of this 1493-nucleotide messenger RNA. It is a transcript of the gene PCT1, whose product is annotated as choline-phosphate cytidylyltransferase. Lineage: Eukaryota; Fungi; Ascomycota; Saccharomycetes; Phaffomycetales; Wickerhamomycetaceae. The coding region runs from base 146 to 1453 and encodes 435 amino acids. The transcript has a single exon. The record is from RefSeq and is a predicted model, not a curated record. Gene Ontology annotation, cellular component: nuclear envelope. Gene Ontology annotation, biological process: CDP-choline pathway. Gene Ontology annotation, molecular function: choline-phosphate cytidylyltransferase activity; phosphatidylcholine binding.
GACAAGAGGUUUCUGCAGUAACAAGCGAACAGAAAAAGGUUCAAUUGAAUUGUGCAGAGUCUGUGCUGGUUAAGUUCAUCAGCGUGCUCUUUCCUUUGUUUCCUUUACAAGCCUUUGAAAAGAAAGAGAGAGUUUUUUCCCACGAAUGUCACGGGAGAACAGCAACACCCCAAGUGGGACACCUGGCAAGGGUAGCAACUUCACCGGGUUGUUAAGAACAGCCUCAUUGUCCACUCUUUUCAACCGUAAGAGACCUUACGACUCUGAUGGCGAUGAGAACAGCACGUCUGUUGUGAACAACACCUCCGACGACUCCACUCAUGAUGAACAGGCUGACCAGCAUUUUUCCAAGAGAAGCAAGACUGCCAAAGCUGUUGAGAGACAGAAGUUCCUCGAACAAGAGCAGAAGUAUGAUAGUGAAUUGCCCGAUGAGUAUAAGAAGUUCAGACCUACCGGGUUUAGAUUCAACUUGCCUCCGAAGGAUCGUCCUGUGAGAAUCUAUGCCGAUGGUGUUUUUGACCUUUUCCACUUGGGACACAUGAGACAGCUGGAACAGGCCAAGAAGGCAUUGCCCAACGUUACCCUCAUCUGUGGUAUUCCAUCCGACUUUGAGACCCACAAGAAGAAGGGACUCACAGUUUUGAGCGACUAUCAACGUUGUGAGACGUUAAAGCAUUGUAGAUGGGUUGAUGAGGUGAUUCCAAACGCGCCAUGGUGUGUCACUCCAGAGUUUUUGAAGGAACAUAAGAUUGAUUACGUUGCCCACGACGACUUACCGUACGUUUCAGAUGGGUCGGAUGAUAUCUAUAAGCCGAUUAAGGAGAAGGGAAUGUUCUUGACCACACAAAGAACCGAGGGAAUAUCAACCUCUGAUAUCAUUACGAAGAUCAUCAGAGAUUACGACAAGUACCUAAUGCGUAAUUUUGCUAGAGGUGCCACCAGACAAGAGUUGAACGUUUCUUGGUUCAAGAAGAACGAAUUGGAAUUCAAGAAGCAUAUCAACGAUUUUAGAUCGUAUUGGAAGAAAACCAAUGAAAACUUCAACAACGCUUCCCGGGAUUUGUAUUUUGAAGUUCGUGAGUAUUUGUUGAACAAAUCCGAACAGAAGGAUAAGAAGCACCAUAAGAACAAGGGCAAGAAAUCUUCCAGUCCAGCUUCUGAGUUUGCAGCAAAUUUCACUGGUGAUAGAGAGGAUAAGACAUCUAGAAGAAGGAGAUCGCAUUCUCAUCAGAGUUCCAGUUCGUUAUUGGGGAAUUUCAAGGAUUGGAUGAACAAGACGGACAGCGAACUAUCAAGUUCCGGCAAGAGUGCAAAGAAGGCCAAGUCCAAUGACGUUGGCGAGGUGAAUGGUGAUGAGAAUGAGGCAGCGAACGAUGAAGAGAACGAGGCAGAUCAUGAAGAGGAGGAAGAGGAGGAAGAUACAAAGACUUUGGUUUCCCGUAAUUCGAAGUGAUUUAUCCUAGAACUAAAUCUUUAUUUAACUUGCACUAUUA